GGUGUAGUGUUCAUCUGUCGACGGUGUGCUCUCGACGUCCGGACCACACUUGUGAUUUUCGGGUGUUGCGGACCGUGUGCGUCAAGACAAAUGCGACUUACCCCGUACCGGUCGGACUGUUAUUUUGGCGGCUGAUCGUUUUUUGACGUCGUCUCGGCGGACCUCGUGUGAUUUUUUAACGAAACCGUUUACAAUCCAAGCGAUGACUUGACUGCGUGCCGGCGUUAAAACAGUCCUUUUACACCAAUCCCGUCACCGGCUCACGAGUCAAAAAAAACAUUUCACGUUUAAUUGACACGGUUUUAAUUUAGUUUUUGGUGUCGCGUCGAAAAAGUGUGACAUGUUUGUGACAGUUUUGGUUUUCGGUUGCCUGUUGGCCACCGCAGCGGCUUCGGUAGACAGUGGAAGCGGUGCUAGUAAGGAUAAAACAGCAGGAGGAUCGAUCGUAUACGACGAUAAAGUUAUAUCAACAGAUGUGGAAGCAGUUGCAGGAACAGUCGCCUAUUUGCCAUGCAACAUGACUCCACCCACACACAACGACAGAGCUACGUUAGUAAUUUGGUACAAACAAGGACUUCAAGGACCAAUUUAUACGUACGAUGGUCGGAAAAGCAGUGCUAACGUUCCUGCGAUAGAUCAUUUUGAUCCCAAGAAUCCAAACGGUGCGCAUUGGGCUGAUGAUACGGUUAUGAAUGGCAGAGCUUUCUUUCGUGUUUCUCAACAGCCGGCAAACUUGGCUAUUCAAAACAUCAGUGAAAAAGAUGGCUCAGUUUAUAAGUGUCGUGUAGACUUUAAAAAAUCACCCACUAGAAAUUACAAAGUCAACUUAACCAUUAUACUUCCACCUGACCGCUUGAGUGUCUUGAAUGAAAAAGGCGACCACAUUCCGCACUAUAUACUGGGACCCUAUAAAGAAGGAGUGACUGUUGACAUCACGUGCAUCGCUAAUGGAGGACGUCCUCCACCCCGUGUCACUUGGUGGCAAGAAAAUGCUUUGUUAGACGAAUCCUUCGAAGUACUGCCCGGCAGGAAGGUACGAAAUGUGUUGCGACUUGAACGAUUGGAACGUCACCAUUUAAACACUGUCUUUACAUGCCAAGCAUCCAAUAACCAUAUGGUUCCGCCCAUAUCCAGUUCUGUAACACUUGACAUGAUCCUUCGUCCACUAUCAGUUAAAAUGGUUGGAGAAAACCGUCCGAUAUCUGCUGAAAUUCCUGUUAAUGUCAGCUGUCGUAUAGUAGGAUCAAAGCCACCACCAUUAGUGACUUGGUGGAAAGAUUCAGUUCAACUUUCGGAUGCAAAACAAUUGACAAGUCCGGAUGGUAAUGUGACAACUAGUGUAUUGACGUUUACACCGAAAAUUCAAGAUUCUGAUAAGUUGUUAAGUUGUCGAGCUGAAAAUACAGUACCUGAUACAAAUACAAACAAGCACAUCAAGACUGAUCAAAAUCAUCAGAUAUCAUCAGCAAAUGUGGUUUCAUCAAAUGAGUGGAAACUUAGCAUUUUUCAUGUUCCUGUUGUCACCUUGGAAUUAGGUAAAAAUAUCAAUGGUAGUGCAAUAAAAGAAGGUAUGGACGUCUAUUUUGAAUGUAACAUUAAAGCUAAUCCAUGGGUGUAUAGAGUGACUUGGAGACACAAUGGUAAGCCUUUGAACAACAAUCCAAGCGUAGACACAUUUGUAAGCAAUCAAAGUUUGGUAUUGCAAGGAGUUACUCGGGAUCGAGCUGGUAUUUAUACUUGUGUUGGAAGUAAUCAGGAAGGGGAUGGUGUUAGCAACCCGGUUAAUUUGGAUGUAAAAUUUGCUCCAGUUUGUCGACCUGGACAAGAGACCGUUCAAGGAGUAGGCAGACGAGAAGCUGCUAAAGUAGUUUGUGAAGUCGAAGCCAAUCCUUCAGAUCACGUACAAUAUACAUGGCGAUUUAACAAUUCGAGAGAGACUGUUCGACUAGCACGAGAUCGGUACACUGAGGAUGGGCCUCGCAGCACAGCAGCGUAUACUCCACAAACGCCCCUCGAUUACGGAACUUUGAUGUGCUGGGCCAGUAACGAGUACGGCAAACAAGUUACUCCUUGUGUUUACCAAGUCAUUGCAGCUGGUCGGCCGGAUAGCGUGGAAAAUUGUGUAGUAAUGAACCAGACAGCUACUACUCUGUCUGUGCAAUGUCAACCUGGUUUUGAUGGUGGUCUAUCCCAACGGUUCGUCAUGGAAGUAUACGACCGACAUGCUCAGACCUUAGCAGGAAAUGUCACUUCUGAUGUUCCGGUGUUUACCGUAGGUGGCCUCAAAUCAGGAAUAGGGUUCGAUGUCAGCCUGUACGCAUAUAAUGCCCGAGGAUCGUCUGACCCCAUUCAACUGCAAUCGUUUACAUUGAAAUCAGCUGAAAAACGCACUGCUGUGACACCUGCUGCCAGAAUAACUCCUUUAAUAGGAAUUAUUAUUGCUGGCGGAAUAUUGUCCAUUUUGGCACUGGCUUGUGUAAUUGGCAUGGCAAUAGCUUGUCAACGAAAACGUUGCCAAAGACGUCGUCGAGACCAUGAAAGAUCCACUGAUGAAUCCAAAACUGCAAUUGGAAGCGUAAGCGAUCAUCGAUCAGACACCUCUGACGACGGUUUAGAUAAAAACCCAGACAUUAUACCACAUGAUAAUGAGUAUUUAGACGAAGAAGAAAAAGCAUUUGAAAGACUUAAUAGUAAUAGACUGUAUUCAUCACGAAUUAUUGAUCAAGAUCCAUGUGAACAACAGAUAUGUGGAACAACAACUCCACAACCACCGCAGCAACAGGCCCAACAACAAUUCCAAUAUGGAUCGGAUGUGAACGGUGCUGCUAUGCUUUCACCUCAACUUUCCCAAACGCCUAUCUCAGGUGCUGUUUAUCCGAACCUUAUUUGUCCAGUACCACCACAGCAACAGCCCGUCUCUAUACUACGGCACUCCAGUGACCAUCAUAACUUGGUCCAAUACGUUUCGAUUGAACAACCACCACGGUUAAUGCUCAACCACCAUCAGCUGCACCAGCAUUACCAACAACAGCAGCAUCCGUAUCACACUGCUCAGAUGCGAGGCCCGGGGUCGAACAACAUAGGCACCAUUGGUAGACACAACCAGUUCCAGGAUCAUUCCGUGGAAAUCCCAUUGUUACUAACACCACCGCCAGCGCAACACAUGCAACGGGAAAGCACGACUGAUUCGGCGAUGGACCAGAGAAGUAUUGUGAGUGGGAAAAAUUUUGGAAGAACAGUACCUCCAUCCCAAAUAGUUGCGGCCACUCGAUUCUGACAGUCAGAAUUUGAAUCAAUCCCUGAAGAUGAUUUGGUCAUGCUAUAAACAGGCUUAAAAAGAAUUAUUAUUUACUUUACGAUUACUUUAACUUUUUUACUAUCAAAAUUUUAUCCAUAGUAUACUAGGGAAUUUUAAGUACUUAUGGCGGACUUAAGUAAUUAUAAGAAAUAAAAAAGUCUAUUUGCAUAAUUUAAAGAUAUUUGAUGUGGUUUAUUUUACAGAACACUUUUAUUUAUUUAAUAUAAAUCACUGAAUUUUAACGAAAACAUCAUUAAGAACGUUGUUAUUUUUUUAAUCAGUUAAAAUGAUUGUUAGGAAAAUUUCUCAUGAAUUGAGUAUGUAAAUAAAAAUGUCACUAUCUGUAUAAAUUUUUUUAGCGUCGAACUUUAAAGAUAACACAUUUAAAAGUAAGGUCAAUGUUUAGUUUAUUAUUCUAUCAAAAGCUUUAAGUAUCAUAUUAACACAAUAGUCAGUUGUAAUAGAAUUAUAACUACGUAAUCAAUUUUACACAAAAAAUAAUUAGUACAUUCAAGAGUGAUAUAAAUUGACGUUUGUUAAUAUGUAUUAUAACUUUAUACACUCUAUUGAAGUUAAAUUUAUUUCUCCAUCGUUCGUCGCUCAAAUAUCAAUUUGAUAAUCAUAACUUUUAUUAUAAAAUAGUUAUAAUUUUAUGAAACUUAAGUUUAAUGUAUAUAAUGUUUUUUAUUUAAAGAUUUGUUCGAAUAAUAUAACUAUAAAUAUAUAUUAAGUAUGUUAAUGUACCGUAAGGUGGUUAAUGAUUUGCAAUGAUUUAUAACAUUUAACAAUGUAUUUUUUAUAAUAUAACAGCGAAAGCAUAAUGUGAUGACUAUUACAAUACUUUACUACGGUUAUAAUUAUUUGUCUUUGACUAAAAAUGAUACCUGUUAUGUUUGACGUGUGUCCAAAUAGAUUUUAUGUUUUUUUUUUCAUUAACAGUAUAUUAUAUAAAAUCUAUUAUCUUGUUACCAUUGUAUUUUAAUAAAACAUGACAUUAGCUCAACAAAAAAACAAACAAUAAUCCUUAAAAAAGCCAAAUUUAAGAAAAUAACAACUAUUAUAUAAUUAAAUUAUAUAAUAACAACUAAGAAUAAUGAAAUUAUUUGCAUAAAUAUUUUAUAUUAUUUAUUUCACCUAAAAUUCAACUUUCGUGAGCUAAUAUUAUUAGAAAAAGUUACCUUGUAUAGAAUUUAUUCAUAGUUAUAACAAAGCUUUUUAGUUUAAAAGUUAAGUAAAGCUUAUAAAACAUUUGGAAAAUUAAUCAAAAGAAUUCUUGUCAUGAAGAGAAAUAAAACUUUCUAAUCAAAGAUGAUAUGUAUUAAGACUUGCAUUUUAUUUAUUUUCUUCAUUAGUUAAUUAGGAAGCAUGAAUUGAAAAAAUAUGGCUAAAAUUGUAUAAUAAUUAUGUUGUAAAUAAUUUUUCCACCAAAUAGUUUUAGACGAUUUAAUUAAAAUUGUUAAAAAUAAUAAGAGGUUAUAUUUAAAAAUAGUUAUUUAAUGCUUGGCGCCAAAUUUAAUAUUAUUCUAGAAUAUGUACUAUUUUUUUGCCGAAUAUAACGUAGAUAAUAAUUUUUAAACUACCUUCUUCCUGUGUACUUAUUGUAAAUUGUUGGAUAUUUUGCGCAAAAAAAUGUAUUAAGCCAAUAAGUUAAAAUUUUUCUAUUAUCCAUGAGCAAUUUUAUCAUUAUAAGAUACAUUAAACCUACAACUCGUAUUUACUUUUUAUUUCAUAAUUUUAAAUAUGUGUCAUUGAUAACAUCUUAUUAUAGUCAUUAAUAAUUGAAUAAAAAUACUUGUUUCUAUUUAUGAUUUAUAUAGUGAACUAUUUGUUUAUUUUCUGACUCAUUUGUUUAUCAUAAUAAAAACCAUCAAUUAUGUGUCUGUAUAAAAAAUAGA
Daktulosphaira vitifoliae (grape phylloxera) is the source of this 5193-nucleotide messenger RNA. Its product is annotated as nephrin-like. NCBI's taxonomy places the organism in Eukaryota, Metazoa, Arthropoda, Insecta, Hemiptera, Phylloxeridae. The record is from RefSeq and is a predicted model, not a curated record. Bases 341 to 3277 code for a protein of 978 amino acids. The transcript has 15 exons. Gene Ontology annotation, molecular function: protein binding.